Messenger RNA from Penaeus monodon (black tiger shrimp), 1723 nucleotides. RefSeq names its product pumilio homolog 3-like. The record is from RefSeq and is a predicted model, not a curated record. Gene Ontology annotation, molecular function: mRNA binding. Gene Ontology annotation, cellular component: nucleolus. The coding region runs from base 127 to 1668 and encodes 513 amino acids. The transcript has a single exon. NCBI's taxonomy places the organism in Eukaryota, Metazoa, Arthropoda, Malacostraca, Decapoda, Penaeidae. Gene Ontology annotation, biological process: regulation of translation.
AGGAGUGAAGAGGAAGGCUGAAGAUGAUGGAGGAAAGCACCAUAAAAAAGAUUGGAAGGCUAUAAAGGCUGAGCAAAAUUGAAGAAGGAGAAGAGGAAAGAGUGGAAGGGCGGGAGUGAGGCAUAUAUGUUAGGAGUGAGGAGUAAGAAGAUUUGGGAGGAGCUUCGUCAAAGUAACUGCAAGAAGGAAAGGAAAAGUGAAUUGUGUAAGGAGCUUUGGAAUCUAGUGAAAGGAAAGGUGAAGUCACUCAUCUUUUCUCAUGACACAGUGAGGGUCAUUGAAACAUUAAUGGCUGUUGGAGGAGAGCAAUAUCGUACAGAAUUGUUUGAAGAAAUGAAGAAUGACAUCCUUGAAAUGAGCAAGAAUAAGUACUCACGCUUUUUUGUUCUGAAGAUUCUUCGUUAUGGCUCUAGGGAUCAAAAAGAUUUCGUUAUAAAAUCACUGAAGGGGCAUACUGCCACACUGAUGAAAAACAAAAUUGCUUGUGAUGUUGUGGAAUUAGCGUACAAUGACUAUGCAAAUGCUAGACAGCGUUCUUUGAUGACCCAAGAGUUCUAUGGCCCAAGCUUUCGCUUGUUUCCGAAUGAAGACAUUCGGUGUUUAGAAGAUGCCUUGAACUCAAAUCCUUUAAAGAAAGAGACAAUCCUCAAAGAUCUGCGUAGUGCAUUGCAGCCCAUUGUUGAUAAAGGUGUUUUUACCAAUACAAUGGUGCACACAUUACUUCGUGAUUUUCUUACAUCUUGUUCUGCAGCAGACAGGACUGCAAUGAUUGAAUCACUGCGUGAGUCACUACUCCCAAUUGUACACACAAGGGAUGGCGCACGUGUGGCCAUGAUAUGCCUGUGGCAUGGGACAGGAAAGGACAGAAAGGUUAUAUUGAAGAGUUUCCGGACUCACAUGGUUAAAUUAGCCACAGAUCCCCAAGGUUACAUGGUCCUACUUGCUGCUUUUGAUUGUGUGGAUGAUGUAGUUUUCUUAAAAAGUGUUGUUAUAAAGGAACUCUUGGAGGGUAUACAGAAUUUAGUGGGGACAGAUUCUGGACUGCGUGUCUUGCGUUAUAUAGUGGCACCACGCAGUUCUUUGUUCUUCCAGCCUGCUGUUGUAGAUCAGUUGAAACCUGGAGAUGGCAAUGCUUACAGUCGCAAAGAUACUGAUAUCAGGCAGAGGGAAAUUCAAGAAGCUGCAGCUGAUGGCAUUUUAUCUCUCUUGAGUGGUAACAUUCAGAGCUGGGCCUUGAAUGCUAACUGGACACUCUUCAUUGCAGCAGCAUUAGAAACACUUCCAGGUAGUUAUGUGAGCACUAUAUUUGGUCAGUUGGCUGAGUUGUGCAAUGCACCUUAUGAGGAAGGAAUGAAAGAUCAUGUACUGGAUGUGGCUCACACGACAAAAAUGCUUACGAAGAUCAUUAAAUUUGAUAAGCACAGAUAUGCAAAGGAGAAGCCAACAUUUAGUGAGGUAUUGUUAACAACUGUUGGGGAACAACUAAGUAGCUGGCUGGAUUCAAAUAGAGGAUGUUUCAUGUUAGUGUGCAUGAUUGAAACAGAAAUAAGUAAAGUAAUUAAGUCUGUAAAGAACAUUUUAUCCCAACAUCUUGAAAAAAUUGAAACAUUGACAACUCCAGGUGGUAAAAUUCUGUCCCAAAAACUGAAGGGCGACCUUCAAGAGUAAACAUUUAUUAUAUUAGUAUCAUAGUUUAAUUGGAUAGGUUUCAAAAGUACCACUA